CCUGAUAUGGCCAGAUGACUGAGCCAGAGAGAGGGAGCAAGCAAGAGAUACAUAGAAAGGGACAGGAACAGGAUCAGGAGCUCUGGAGGGUAGACAGCAGAGAUGGACUGACAAAUCCUGAGUAGCAAAUGUACAUUUAUAUACGCACUGCUCAAGUACAGAAACCCAAGACGCAAGGUGAGCACAGAUAUGCAGGAGUCACCGGGUUCCAUAGGUGUGGAUGGAGGCUAUGCCAACAAUGUACCAGCAUUUCUCACCAAGCUGUGGACGCUAGUGGAAGACCCAGAGACCAACCAUCUUAUCUGUUGGAGCACUACUGGUACCAGCUUCCAUGUGUUUGACCAAGGCAGAUUCGCCAAAGAGGUUCUACCCAAAUACUUCAAGCACAACAACAUGGCCAGCUUCGUGCGCCAACUCAACAUGUAUGGCUUCAGGAAGGUGGUGAAUAUAGAACAGAGUGGGCUGGUGAAGCCGGAGAGAGAUGAUACAGAGUUUCAGCAUCUCUACUUUCUCCAAGGUCAUGAGCAUCUGCUAGAACACAUCAAACGCAAGGUGUCUAUUGUAAAAAGUGAGGAGACGAAAUUCAGGCAGGAGGACUUAAGCAAGCUUCUGUAUGAAAUACAGGUGCUUCGCAGCCAACAAGAGAAUGUGGAGUGCCAGAUGCAAGAUAUGAAACAGCAGAAUGAAGUAUUAUGGAGGGAGGUGGUAUCUCUGAGACAGAACCACACACAGCAACAGAAAGUGAUGAACAAGCUGAUUCAGUUCCUGUUUAGCCAGAUGCAGGCGAGCACCCCCAGCACAGUUGGGAUUAAGAGAAAAUUGCCUCUGAUGUUAGAUGAUGGCUCCACCUCUCCUCCUACCUCUAAGCUUAGCCACGGCCAGUCCAUGGAGUCCAUACAAGAGGCCUUCUACAUCCAUUCGCCCUCCACAGAGGCUGCCUCCUGUUCCACUAGCAACACAAUGACAGUGGGACCAAUCAUCUCCAAUGUAACUGACAUCUCACAGCCUACUGCAAUGGCUAUUCAAAUAGAGGAAACACGGGAAAGAUAUCCAAUGAUUAUUAAGGAAGAGCCAGUCAGUCCAGGUGUGCACCGGUGGAGUGAGGAUGUUUCAUGUGGUCUGUGUAAUGAACCACCUGUUCUCCCUUUGGCCAUGGUACAAUCAGUCCUAGAAGGAAGAGGAUCAGGCCCUGGAGAGAGGAGGGCAAAGAGGACCAUGGAUAGGGCUGAAACGUCUGAAGCUGUUGAAAAUGUGGACAUGAGCUUUGAAGAAUUACAGCUGCUCCUGAGAAACCAUCAUCAGUGUAUAGAGUCUAAUGUGGAUACAAUCAAUUUUACUAUGCCCAUGAAUGAGUGGAACAUUACAGAGAUGGAUCCAAAUCUUAAAUCCGAGUUGGCCAACAUUCUUGUCCCUGCUGCUAUGUCUCAGUAUGUGUUCCAGAGCCAGGAGAGUGAAGUGUGCAAUGCUGAUGGAUGUAAGGAACAGUAAGACCCUGAAAUUGCAUCUGGCACUAGCUCCUCUUCCUAGACCAUCAGGUAUCACCUGCUGUUCAGACCAUUUUAUUUUGAAAAGCUUUAAUUCUAGGUGACAGCAUUGUCUGGAUAUGUUGCAACACUGAGUUAAAAUAAGAUGCCCUGGUUUGGGGAAGGGAAGAAUCUGCAAAAUGUUUUUUCAUGGCAUUCCCUGUACUCAGUAGAAUUCAAGAUGCCUAUUUUGUGCAGUUCUAUUUCCUUACAUUCCAGGCUGUCAGGGCUUUUUCCUUCUGUAUUUUUUCUGACUGAAUUUGUGGUAUAUCAGCCUAAGUUAGUGAAUUAUUCCAUGGUGUACUAGUUUCCUAAAUGUUUUACAUAAUAUUUGUGUUCUAGAGUGCAAGAUAUUAUCGCUGCAAUGGCAGAUGCCAGAACCAUAGGGGUGAAAUCAAUGCCAGUAUAGAGACUCUUGGUCUUGAUAGUAGUACAACAGAUCGAAGCAUUGUUGGCAAAUCCAAAAAGAACUGACACACUGCUUUGCCAAAGCAUACAUGAUUCACUUGUCAUUUCUUUUACUAACAACAUUGUUUAAUUGAUUUUGACCCUCUAAGAUAGCAUUUCUUUGCCAAGAGACUCCAAGUCAUUUGGUCUGUUAGAAAUGAAUAAGAAGGAAAGUUUAGCUUGUUCAAGUGCCAUAGAUUGGUAAAGCCACUUAGCAUUAACUGCCACUGAUGCCUGGGAAAAUGUAAAGAAAUUGCUAAUUUCCUUGGUUGAGCAGUGUCUACCACCACUCCCAGAAACAGGGGUCAAAAAUCUAUCCGAAUCUUGCAGGUGUAAUAGAAAACAAAAAACGAAACGUUUUGUGAGCAUGGGGCGAAUUAUUGUGCUUAAGUCCUGUGGAACACAGACAUAAAUGGAGAGACAUGCCUAUUCAGAAUCAUUCCCUGUUCUCUAGCACCCAGAGUGUUUAAGGGGUAUGCGUACCUCAUCUAUAUUUUCUGCAGUGCAGACAGUCUAGAGCAGCAAGUUACAAGACAGAUGGUGUUCCUGAUUAUACAUCAUGAAGUCCUAUAGAAAAUAAUCAAAAUUACAAAAAAAAAGAAAAAAAAACCCAAAGCCAGAGUAGACUUGAGUAUGGCACAUGAAAAAAAAUACUAAAAGGGAAGGGAAGAGGAGAACAAGGAUCGACAUCACCAUAUGUGUGUGCCUGCUGAGCUGGGUGUCUAGUGCCAUUUUCAGCAACCCCUAUGUGGCUCAUACAUACAUAUCAGUGUGGGCAGACAAUACUAGGGUGGUGUCCUACAUUGAACACCAAGGGGGUGCAAAAUUGCAAAUAAUGUUCAUGUAGUCCAUAGAGCACUGUAAAUGGCUGGAGGGAAUCAGGCAGCGGAUGCUCUGUCUUACAGCAACCCUGUGCUCAGAAAUAGGUGAAUUUACAAAAAAGUAGUUCAGUUAAUUUGAAUCAAUGCCUACUGAAAUGCAGAUUGCCAAAUCUAAACAGACACACAGUUUGGUUUAGGUAAUGAGCAUUCUUGCUCUCUUACAGAUCUUGUGUAAAUGUAUCUAGCGAGUGCAUGGACAGCUUAGAUUUCCAUCUUCUUUAUAUUUUAUUUUACCUUCUUUACAUUUUGCUGGUAAAAUAAUAUUUGCACUUUUUUUUUAUUUGUACAGGGUAUACAUUGAGGGGAAAGUAUUCUUCAAUAUACUUCCAGUACAUAUAAAGUAUCUCACAAAAGUGAGUACACCCCCACAUCUCAGCAACCAUUUUUCUGAAAGGGCAAUACUAUAGAAAUUAUACUUGGAUAUAUUUUAGAGUAGUCAAUGUGCAGAUUGUACAGC
Molecule: messenger RNA, 3308 nt
Organism: Silurus meridionalis
Lineage: Eukaryota; Metazoa; Chordata; Actinopteri; Siluriformes; Siluridae
Gene: hsf4
Product: heat shock transcription factor 4
Exons: 12
Coding region: 190-1488 (432 amino acids)
Biological process (GO): regulation of DNA-templated transcription
Molecular function (GO): sequence-specific DNA binding; DNA-binding transcription factor activity
Source: RefSeq, a predicted model, not a curated record